CACCAUCAAAUGUUUUUUUAUUUUUUAUUUUUUUAAAUUACCAGUUUCACUCUCCAAAACACUGAAGACAAAACAGGUAGGAGUAAGAACAGCUAGCAGAGCAAAAAUGGAAAUCCCUUGUGCUACCCCAACAUCGUUUUCGUUAAAUUAAUAUCUCAACAACUCUUUCAUCUUCUCGUAUUAAAUACCCAAAUUGCUCUUCUUCACUCUCCUGCAAAAGGGUCUCUCUGGUUUUCUCACCUUCUCAAUCCUUAGCAAAGAUCUGUUCUUCUCCUGAUAAUAAACCAGAAAUGGCUGGGUUGGGGAUUGAAGAUGGCAGUGCUUUUAAGGUUCAUGUUUUCUCCUCAUCCUCCGAGUUUGUGCUGGUUGGAGAAAUACCUGUCUGUUUCCAUUGUAAAGUUGCUUGAAAAGUUGAAUGAAAAGUGGAGUUCAGUGGAAAAGCAACCCUACCCAGCUAUGUAUUCUAGUAUUUUUGGUGGGAUUAUUCUCGAUCCUGCCAUGAUGGUAAUUCCCAUCGACGACCACAUGGUUCAUCGAGGCCAUGGUGUGUUCGACACAGCUAUAAUCUUUGAUGGCUAUCUAUAUGAGCUUGAUGUGCAUCUUCAUCGCUUCCUUCAGUCAGCUGCAAAGGCAAAAAUCUGCUCGCCCUUCCCUCAAUCGGUGCUCAGAAGCAUUCUUAUUCAGCUCACAUCAGCAUCGCAGUGCAGGAAAGGAACUCUAAGGUACUGGCUGAGUGCUGGUCCUGGGGAUUUCUUGCUGUCACCUGCAGGUUGUCCAACAUCCGCGUUCUACGCCAUUGUCAUUGAUGAUAACUUUUCUCAAUGCAAAGUAGGUGUUAAAGCCAUAACAUCCACUAUUCCCAUGAAGUCACCUUCGUUUGCCACCAUGAAGAAUGUAAACUACCUUCCAAAUGUUCUCUCGGUCAUAGAAGCUGAAGAGAAAGGAGCAUCUUCCUCCAUUUGGGUUGAUGAUAAAGGUUGCAUUGCAGAAGGUCCAAAUGUUAACGUCGCGUUUAUAACCCGAGAGAAGGAGCUUGUCUUUCCUUUCUUUGACAAAAUUCUUCGAGGGUGCACUGCAAGAAGGCUUAUUGAACUGGCACCCAAAUUGGUUGAGCAAGGGAUUUUGAAGAGUGUCAAAACUGAUAACCUUUCUGUUGAGGAAGCCAGAGGUGCAGCUGAGAUGAUGUAUGUAGGAAGCACAUUACCAAUUUUGCCAAUCAUCAUGUGGGAUGAUCAGCCCAUUGGAGACGCAGGGAAGGUAGGAGCGUUGACAAUGGCCCUUUCUGAUCUGCUUUGGAAUGAUAUGGUUGCAGGCCCUGAUACACAAAGGUUUCCUGUUCCCUACUUGUAGUGAACCAAAAUUGGAAAUGAUCCCAUCUCCUUUAUCCUUUGGAUUCAUUCCUCAAUAUGAGAAAAUGGUCCUUCAAUAUUCAAUAAAAACUUGCUCAUUGUUUAGCAGUUUGUCGGAGUUAACACCGAGCCGACUGCAGAAAUGGCAAUUACAAGAGAAAGGCAAUGGGUUAAUGUUAAUGAAAACCAACUUUAAGUACGAUUUUCACCUACGAACUGUGAGUAAUUAUCCACUAAAUCAGAUUGUUUACCUAUUAUCACCACAGUUUUUCUGUAGCACAGAGUCCUAAUUUUAUAAUUUUCA
Carica papaya (papaya) is the source of this 1653-nucleotide messenger RNA. Its product is annotated as D-amino-acid transaminase, chloroplastic-like. Lineage: Eukaryota; Viridiplantae; Streptophyta; Magnoliopsida; Brassicales; Caricaceae. Gene Ontology annotation, molecular function: catalytic activity. Gene Ontology annotation, biological process: carboxylic acid metabolic process. The record is from RefSeq and is a predicted model, not a curated record.